Podarcis lilfordi (Lilford's wall lizard) is the source of this 4821-nucleotide messenger RNA. NCBI's taxonomy places the organism in Eukaryota, Metazoa, Chordata, Lepidosauria, Squamata, Lacertidae. The record is from the annotation of a GenBank genome assembly.
AUGAUGUCAUUUCUCUGCAUUAACAGAAAAUGUUGGAGAGUCCCAAUGUUGUUGAGAGGAAUGUUGAACCAGGAAGGAUUCAGGUUUAGAUCACUUGCUGCUUCAUGCUCUCUCUAUGGGAAAAAGAAAACAACCAUCCGGUAUGAAAACAUUGACCAAGAAAAAUACAGAGAUUUGAUCAAUUACCUCACAUCCUACAAAGACAGUUCUCAAAGACCUGAAUUGGUAUUUGAAGAAGGUAACAUGCUAAAUGGACCAGAAAGGAAAUAUAAGAACUCAGACCAGGAGGAUGAACCAAAAGUUUGUAGGAACUGGAGUCCUCUAAUGAAUCCCAACAAGAGCUCUUUGCCUCAAGAAACUGCUCCGGGACCGCCUUUGCAAAUCAGUUUGCAAAGGAAAAACUUGGCUAGUGUGACAGCUGUUCUACAACAGACCAUGCCUGUGGAGCAAGCUUUUUAUCUGGAGAAGUGGAAACAGCGGAUGAUUCUAGAACUUGGGAUAGAGGGUUUUGCCGAAUACACUAAAAGUAAGCAAUGACUAAAUGCAUAUAUAUAUUUAGGAACAUCCUAGGGUGGGUUGAUUGAAAUCACCAGGGGGAAAAGGGGUGAAUUAAUCAAUGAUUCCAUGUUCUGAGUUUAGUAAGAAUCAGCAAUGCAAUUUAGUAAAAAUCACCACUGCCUUUUCCCUACCCCUCUGCUGCUGGAGGCCUUGACUGCUUUUACUAAUGCACACAUCAGUAAGUUUAGUCUGUUAGUCAAAUCAGUGUCAGAAAUUUUGCUCAACACCAACUCUAUUUUCUUUCUGUGCUUUGCUAUCAAAGCUGUGAGCUCUUCCUACCUGGAUAAAGUGUAGUUGUUUCAAGACAGCACUUCACACACAUCCCCUUCCCUCCCCUUUUCCAUGUGCAAGCCCAUCUGUUUGACCCCCAUCCUAACAGCAUAAAUAUAACACACCCAGAAGGGUUUCUGCUGUUGUUGCAAGAACUUUACAUUAAGGUCACAUAGGACAGAUGCAGCUUAAAAACCUUUUCAGCCGCAGAUACUGCAUCAGCUACAAGCUAAACAAGGGAUGAAAUUUAAGGGUCACAGCAUGCUCACAAAUUUGGUUCAUUCACCAUCUAAAAUCAGCCAAGCAUGCAGCUGUCGCAAAGUGAUUGUUCAAAGAAGUUUGCAACUCCAGCUUAAGCUGCAGCUGUGACUCAGCUUAGGUGGAGUGGAGUUCAGUAGCAAAAGGAGUCCAGUUAGUAGGCAGAGUUUCCAGCAAUGUCAGCUUCAGGAAAAGCACCAGUGAGAGGAGCUGGGAACGGAGAGUGGCUUUAUUUUCAAGCCACCCUUGUCUAGCACCUUUGUUGUUUGACAAGUGAUUUGGGUGGGUUGACACAGCAGACUACAGGUGUCUGUUUUCACUUGUAACACUAAGUCAUAGUUAAUGUCAGUAAGCCAGCAACAAACCAUGGCUUAUUUUCAUGAACAAGCCAUCAUUAGCAAACCAUAGGUAAGGGACAUACUGUGCAACCCAGGUAAAAAGGCACCCAUUAUAGACUUUAUUAGUUUUAAGCAGCUGACUGGCUCAGUAGAAAUUGGUGCAGGUUGGAACCAUUAUUGGUGAAGGAGCAUCCUUCACCACAUUGGUGAAGGAGCGUCUCCACCCCCAUCGUUCAGCCCGGACACUGAGAUCCAGCGCCGAGGGCCUUCUGGCGGUUCCCUCAUUGCAAGAAGUAAGGUUACCGGGAACCAGGCAGAGGGCCUUCUCGGUAGUGGCGCCUGCCCUGUGGAACGCCCUCCCAGCAGAUGUCAAAGCAAUAAACAACUAUUUUACUUUUAAAAGAGAACUGAAGGCAGCCCUCUUUAGGGAAGUUUUUAAUGUCUGAUGCUGUACUGUUUUUAAUAUUCAGUUGGAAGCUGCCCAGAGUGGCUGGGGAAACCCAGCCAGAUGGGCAGGGUAUAAAUAAUAAAUUAUUAUUAUUAUUAUUAUUAUUAUUAUUAUUAUUAUUAUUACUAUGAAUCAGGUCAUUAUUGGCACUGGAAUGCUGUGGUUGCUUAGGCUGUUUACAGAUUAUUGAGGGUCAGGUGCCAUGGGUCUUGGGUUAUGAAGCACUUUCCCUACGAGUUCUAAUUUAACAAGAUGUUAAGUGAGAGUCCUUGAAUGUGCAUAUACUGCCCUUCUCUUGACACCCCAAAUUGUCUUCCCCAGUUUUUGUUUUUAUUACUUUCGUACUUUGUAUAGUGGACAAACUCAAAAGCCAUCAAAAUAUACAGUAGAUGACUAUGAACAAGAUACUGUUCAGUCAAAGCAGUUCAUACAGUGAUCUGCAAGUCAUAAAAUUCUGAGUAAUCAGGUUAUGAAAUAAAGUAAUGUUCAAUUUAUGUGUGAAAUGGUCCGCAGCAUUAACCUUGCAAAGCCAAAGUUUGAUUAAGUACUCAGUAUAAUUAUUUUUUCUUGUUUUGCAGAUAUCUUUCAACAAGGUAAAUUAUUCCAUGCAGCCAUGGAAACUUUACUUUUAGCUGAAGAAAUCUCUGUGGAGCAGGAAGAAGACACCAAUGUAUCUGGCUACAUAAAAAGUGUGCAGCAUGUGCUGCAACAUGUUACUGGAGUGAGAGUCCUUGAAAGUGCGGUACAGCAUGAGACCCUUCAUUACCAAGGCCUAGUGGAUUGUGUGGCAGAAUAUCGGUGAGUGGCCAACUUUGCAUAAUACUGUACGUGAACGCUCCAAACCAUGUUAAAUGCUUUAAAGUCAUGUUGACUUAGGCAUAUGCUUUGCUUUCCCAGUGAAACGAAUGGGACAAAAGUGUCUAACCUCAGGUGCCUUGUGCCCUGAAUGUUUAAAACUAUCUAGAUUUAUACCUGCCCCAUGCUGCAAACUGAGACACAGGAGUCCGCAUCCCAUUCAUCCUCUCCCAAACUCUGGGAGUUGAGUCAAGAGUGAAGCCAAGGUAGCUUGCCCAAAGUGACUCAAUUAGGUCAUCCUUUUCCCUAAUAAUAAAUUGGGUGGCUUUGUACUUACUAGACCAGCAAAACAGGCCACUCAGAGGAAAAGUGUAGGGGGAUUCUGCAUAGUUAUUGCCACCUUGCUUUUGUACCACCUUUGCAUAUAUUUAUUUCAUGCAUUAAAUGGUUUGUGCUUUUUAAAAAUGGUAUAAUAGCCAAGUAAAGUAGUACCUCUAGUUACCAACUUAAUUCGUUCUGGAGGUCCGUUCUAAACCUGAAACUGUUCUUAACUAGAGGCAUGUUUUCACUAACGGGGCCUCUUGCUGCUGCUGCGCUGCCGGCACAUGAUUUCCGUUCUCAUCCUGGGGCAAAGUUCUCAACUCGAGGUAACUCUUCCAGGUUAGCGCAGGUUGUAACCUGAGGCGUUUGUAACUCGAGGUACCACUGUAGUAGAUUGAUAGAUUUUACAUUUUUAAAUUUUACUGCUGUAAAGCUACCUUGUAUUUGCUGCCAUGGCAGCAAAGCUGCAGUACAAGCACCUUAAAAAAAAAAAAUGAUUAAAAUGCACAGAAAACAAAUACAUUAAAUCUGAUUUCUCUUAAGAUUGUGUACAAGCACUCCUCAGGGGUACCUUGUCCACAGUUCUUCACUCUUGAAGGACCCACCAUUCCUUAGUCCCUUCAACAGAUGAAGGAACUAUCAGGAGAAGAGGCUCCAGAGAGCUUUGGCACAUCUAAAUUGCCACCUCUGUUGAAGUAACAAAACAGAAGGAGCUGCCUCUGCCUUAGGCAGCUGAGUGGCUUCCACAAGCUCUGCAGCCUGACAUCAGCACAAGUCCCCACUCUUCACAUGGGCCCUGGGAUGGGCUCUCUCUCAUGUUGUGCUGAUUUUAGAAGCACUUGUGUCAGCAGUGAGUAACUUCGCUGAUGAAUUUAUACAACUGGAAGCAGCCUCAUCUUACUGGAGCUGGAGAAGAGGGGUUGUCCAACAGGGAGCCUCUUGCUCAGUGUGGUGUUGGACAAGCCCUCACCCCCCUCCCUCAGCGAGGAGGGUCUGUAACAAGCACAAGCAUUUUGGCUGACCGAUUCACAACUGUGUUUUCUUUUUACGCUUGGGCACACAGAGGGAAAUUAUGUGCAAUUGAAUGGAAGACAUCAGGGAAAGCGAAACCAUUUCUUCGGAAUACGUUUGACAAUCCACUCCAGGUUGCAGCGUACAUAGGAGCCAUUAACCAUGAUGGCAAUUACAACUUUCAGGUCAGUAAUCUGGGCAGCAGCUGAGUAGCAUGACAAUUCAAAUAAGUUUUUGCACUUGCUGCCUCUUAUUUCCACAUGCUCAUUCUGGAGGUGAAACUGUUUUAUCCUAUGACAUUCCAGAAAAAUAAGGACAGUGAAGGGUGGGGCAGGGGAAAAGAUGUUGUUCCUAUACCUUGGGUGAGCUGGGGCAAGUAGCUUGUUUGCUUAGUUUCUGUGAUGGCCAUGGGGUAAGAGAGGCCUCUUCCUGCCCUCCUCCAGAAGGAAACCAGGUAAGUUGCCUGAGUAAGGACUGAGCUAAUAGAAAAAGCUUCCUCCACCCACAGAGUGCUCCACCACUCACUUGCCCAAUCCACACUGUAGUGUUAGCUCUAUGUGCAUGUCUAGCAAAUUCAUACUGUAGAAAGAGUCGAAGACUAAGUCUAGAACAAAAAAGUCACUUUGCUGAGCAUUUCGCUUGCAUAACUUCUGCUGAACUUGCUUUGUUCCUCAGGUUGACUGUGGCCUCCUUGUGGUCGCCUACAAAGAUGGUUCUCCUGCACACGCACAUUACAUAGACUCUGAGCUAUGCUGUCAGUACUGGAACAAGUGGCUGCUUCGCCUGGAGGAAUAUAAAGAGAAAGACUUUGGAAUUGCGUGA